UUUUAUAGGCACCAAUCUGAGAGGUCCAUUGUUCACUUUCUCACGCAUAAAGUGGCAAUAGAUGUCAUACUUGAGUUAGUAGUGGCUCAGUUUUCUAACAUUGACAAAGCUGAUUGGAUCCUCUGCAAUUCCUUCUACGAGUUGAACAAAGAGGUAGCUGAUUGGAUGAUGAAGACUUGGCCCAAGUUAAGGACCAUAGGACCUUCCAUCCCAUCCAUGUUCUUAGACAAUCAAGUUAAAGAUGAUGAACGUUAUGCUGUUGCAAAGUUCACAAGUGAAGAAUUUAUGGUAUGGCUAAAUGAUAAGCCAAAAGGGUCUGUUGUUUAUGUUUCUUUUGGGAGUAUGGCAGCACUCAAUGAGGAGCAAACAGUAGAAAUGGCUUGUGGCUUGAGAGAUAGUGGAAGUUACUUCUUAUGGGUAGUCAGAGACUCUGAACAGAGUAAGAUCCCAAAAGACUUCGAAAAGAAAUCAGAGAAGGGCUUGGUAGUAACAUGGUGCUCCCAGCUAAAAGUUCUAGCACAUGAGGCUAUUGGGUGCUUUAUAACACAUUGUGGAUGGAACUCUAUAUUGGAAGCUUUGAGCUUAGGAGUUCCUACUAUUGCAAUGCCACGUUGGUCAGACCAAUACACCAAUGCCAAGCUUAUUGUAGAUGUUUGGAAAAGUGGAAUCAGAGCUCCACUUGAUGAGAAACAAGUUGUGAGAAGAGAUGCAUUGAAGCAUUGUAUAUGGGAAUUAAUGGAGAGUGAGAACGGAAAAGAGAUUAAGAGCAAUGCCAUGCAAUGGAAGAAUUUGGCUGCAGCAGCUGUAAGCAAAGGUGGAAGUUCUCAUAAACAUAUAACAGAAUUUGUGGACAGCUUGUUUCAUUUACAAGCAACUUGCACUGAUUCAUAGUUCACAAAUUAAUUCUUCAUCAACUGAAGUCGUAUGGAAUAAAACUCUCGCCGAAAGAGUUAGGCUCACUAAAA
Messenger RNA from Lotus japonicus, 965 nucleotides. Its product is annotated as mogroside IE synthase-like. The annotation marks the transcript as partial. Lineage: Eukaryota; Viridiplantae; Streptophyta; Magnoliopsida; Fabales; Fabaceae. The record is from RefSeq and is a predicted model, not a curated record. Gene Ontology annotation, molecular function: UDP-glycosyltransferase activity. The transcript is spliced from 2 exons.